Molecule: messenger RNA, 2021 nt
Organism: Lolium perenne
Lineage: Eukaryota; Viridiplantae; Streptophyta; Magnoliopsida; Poales; Poaceae
Product: 3-ketoacyl-CoA synthase 4
Biological process (GO): fatty acid biosynthetic process
Cellular component (GO): membrane
Molecular function (GO): acyltransferase activity, transferring groups other than amino-acyl groups
Source: RefSeq, a predicted model, not a curated record
CUCCCCCGACCUGGCCAUUAUUUAUCCCCUCCUCCUCUCGCCACCAACGGCCUCCGUCUCCUCCUCCGCCGCCGCCGGAUUCGCUCCCGCUACCGGCCGGCACUACCCAUUCCCGCACCACCACCGCGGCCGGCCGGCCGCCGCCAUCCAUCUCUCCCUUCCCACGAACCUGGUCAAACAUCACUAACGCCUCUCCCCAGCAGCAGGUCCACGCAUCGGCCGCCCCGCGCGCCAUCCACCUUUGACUCCCCAGGUCCAGAUCUAGGCCCCCGAUCCGAGGAGCGAUGAACGGAGGCAUCGCCCCACCGUCGGCGGCCGCGGCGCCGGCGCCGACGCCGAGCCACCGGCGGCUGCCGGACUUCCUCCAGAGCGUGAACCUCAAGUACGUGAAGCUGGGCUACCACUACCUCAUCACCCACCUCAUCACGCUGCUGCUGCUCCCGCUCAUGGCCGUCAUCAUCCUCGAGGCCGGCCGCACCGACCCCGACGACCUGCGCCAGCUCUGGCUGCACCUCCAGUACAACCUCGUCUCCGUGCUGCUCCUCUCCGCCGUCCUCGUCUUCGGCGCCACCGUGUACGCGCUCACCCGCCCGCGCCCCGUCUACCUCGUCGACUUCGCCUGCUACAAGGCGCCCGACCACCUCAAGGUCGGCUUCGCCGAGUUCCUCCGCCACUCGGCGCUCUGCGGCUUCUCCGACGACGCGCUCGACUUCCAGCGCAAGAUCCUCGAGCGCUCCGGCCUCAGCGAGGAGACCUACUGCCCGGAAGGGAUGCACGCCAUCCCGCCCGAGCCCACCAUGGCCAACGCGCGCGCCGAGGCCGAGUCCGUCAUGUUCGGCGCCCUCGACAACCUCUUCGCCGCCACCGGCGUCAAGCCCAAGGACGUCGGCAUCCUCGUCGUCAACUGCAGCCUCUUCAACCCGACGCCCUCGCUCUCCGCCAUGAUCGUCAACAGGUACAAGCUCCGGGGCAACGUGCGCAGCUUCAACCUCGGCGGGAUGGGCUGCAGCGCUGGCGUCAUCGCCAUCGACCUGGCCCGGGACAUGCUGCAGGUGCACCGCAACACCUACGCCGUGGUGGUGAGCACGGAGAACAUCACGCAGAACUGGUACUUCGGGAACCGCAAGUCGAUGCUCAUCCCCAACUGCCUGUUCCGCGUCGGCUGCUCGGCGGUGCUGCUCUCCAACCGCGGCGCCGACCGCCGCCGCUCCAAGUACAGCCUGCAGCACGUGGUGCGCACGCACAAGGGCGCCGACGACAAGGCCUUCAACUGCGUGUACCAGGAGCAGGACGACGAGGGCAAGACGGGCGUGUCCCUCUCCAAGGACCUCAUGGCCAUCGCCGGCGGCGCGCUCAAGACCAACAUCACCACGCUCGGCCCGCUCGUGCUCCCCUUCAGCGAGCAGCUGCUCUUCUUCGCCACUCUGGUCUCCAAGAAGCUGUUCAACGCCAAGGUGAAGCCCUACAUCCCGGACUUCAAGCUCGCGUUCGAGCACUUCUGCAUCCACGCCGGCGGCCGCGCCGUGAUCGACGAGCUGGAGAAGAACCUGCAGCUGCAGCCGGUGCACGUGGAGGCGUCCCGGAUGACGCUGCACCGGUUCGGCAACACCUCCAGCAGCUCCAUCUGGUACGAGCUCGCAUACAUGGAGGCCAAGGGCCGCGUCCGCCGCGGCGACCGCAUCUGGCAGAUCGCCUUCGGCAGCGGGUUCAAGUGCAACAGCGCCGUCUGGCACGCCCUGCGCAACGUCAAGCCGUCGCCCAACACCCCAUGGGACGACUGCAUCCACCGCUACCCGGUGGAGCUCGUCGACGGCUUCCCCGCCCACAGGCAGCAGCCGCAGCAAUAGCAUCCACAUCCAUCUCCAUUACCGGAGCUCCAGAUACAGAAAUUCAGCAUGGAUCGAUUCAAAUCCAUAUAUGGUUGGUUACCAGUGACAUAAUUAGUGUACUGCAGGAAUCUCCAGGCUUGCUGCGAGCCUGCUCUGAUCUGAUCUGUAUGCAACACUCCGUACUCGUCUUCA